Messenger RNA from Ricinus communis (castor bean), 1313 nucleotides. Its product is annotated as probable long-chain-alcohol O-fatty-acyltransferase 5. The coding region runs from base 164 to 1189 and encodes 341 amino acids. The record is from RefSeq and is a predicted model, not a curated record. NCBI's taxonomy places the organism in Eukaryota, Viridiplantae, Streptophyta, Magnoliopsida, Malpighiales, Euphorbiaceae. The transcript has a single exon. Gene Ontology annotation, biological process: lipid metabolic process.
CCGUUGCCGGGGAUCGAACCCGGGUCACCCGCGUGACAGGCGGGAAUACUCACCACUAUACUACAACGACAUUGACGGUUGAGAUUCAAUUUCCAGUUUGCUUGUCGAAAUCAAAAUGCAUAUAUAAUUUAAAUAUUCAAGGUCAGAUUAAAGAACAAGAAAAAUGGAGAGUGAAAUGAGGAAGUUAGUCAAGGGAAACCUCUCCAUCUUUGCCUCUCUUUUAUACUGCUAUUUGAUAUCAUCCAAGUUCCCAAAAGGCAAAUUCAGGCUUGUUUCUCUUCUCCCAGUCAUCACCUUUUUCACUCAAUUCCCUUUCAUCUUCUCUUAUCUUUUCCCAAGAGCCAUCACUUCUUUAUUCAUUUCUUGGUUAGCCAAUUUCAAGCUUGUUCUUUUUGCCUUUGAUCAACCUCCACUUUCAUCUUCUGAUUAUAACUCCUUACUGCACUUCAUUUCCGUUGUUAUUCUUCCCAUCAAAAUCAACAAAAUUAAAAACUACCCCUCCCCUCAAAAACCCAAACCUCUACAUCUAAUUUUUCCUGCUAAAGUUUUGAUUUUUACCAUUUUAGUUACUGCUCAUGAUCACAGCAAAGAUCAUCUCCAUCAGAUUUUGCUUCUUUUACUGUACUGUGUUAUGGUGUAUUUACUUGUAGACAUAGUUUUUGGUGUUUGUAAUGCCUUGGUCUAUGCCAUUCUACGCAUGGAGCUAGAAUCACCGUCGGAUGAUCCUUACUUCUCAACCUCGUUGCAAGAUUUCUGGGGUAGAAGAUGGAACCUCAUGGUAACAAAUUUACUGCGUUACACUGUACACAAACCCGUGAAGUCACGUUCCGAAAAAGGAUUAGGCGAGUGGGCCCCGUUGCCGGCUAUAUUGGCUACUUUCUCUGUUUCUGGUUUAAUGCACGAGCUCCUAUUCUAUCAUAUUACACGUGCGAAUCCCACGUGGGAGGUCACGUGCUUCUUUGUAUUAAACGGGCUGUGUUUGGUUGUGGAGAUGGUUGUCAAGAGGCGGUUGAGUCGUCGUGGAUGGCAAUUGCAUUGGAUGUUGUCGGGGCCGUUGACGGUUGGGUUUGUUGUGGUUACUGCCAUGUGGUUGUUUUUUCCACCGUUGAUUAGGACCGGCGCCAUUGACGGUGCUAUUGGAGAGUGUAAAAUGAUGUUUAAUUAUUUGAAGUGGAUGACAAAAUUAUAAAUUUGUACUAAGGUGCAAGUGAACUAUUCAAUUAAAUUUUGGCAGGCUCUUGAGCAUUAAAAAGAAAAGUGAAAUGUCAAUUAGCAGUCUUAUUUUUCACAUAACAUGAAAUCUUUUUUAUUUA